CGUCAGAUCAAGUAAUACCCCCUGGUUCAGUUGUGCACAUCUCAAACCCAAGAUAAACAGAAACCCCCUAUUCUACACUUCUACCUGCCCCCUGCGUCAUAGAUCUGUAUCCUUGAGAGCACAAUAUAUCACAGAAUACAGUAGUUAAAUAUGUCAAGUGAAUCAGCGUCGGAGACUAGCCGCCUACCAACUGUCCCUGAGAUCGAAGCUGCAACAGAACGCCUAAGCAUGUCCGAUGCAUACGAUCAAGUCUUCCGUGUGGGAGAGCGUUUCGCAGUGAAAUCGGGCUACGGCGUACCUCUCAUUGAAGGUGAAACCAUGAAGUUUCUCGAAGAGCACCAAGUUCCAGUUCCAAAAGUUCAUGCAGCUUUUGAGGACCCAGACUCUAAGAAAACUUAUAUUAUCAUGGAUCACGUCCCUGGCGAUACGCUUGAAAGCUUAUUGCCGUUCCUUGAUCCGAGUGAAAAGACCAUAAUAUGCAAGUUGAUCGAAGACGCGAUGUCGAAGCUACGGAGUAUACCGUCGCCUGGAUACUUCGGGAUGCUGAACCGCCAGCCCUACCUUGACGGGGUAUUCUGGACUGAAGAUAAUAAUCCAAAGAUAUCUGGGCCCUUUACAAACCAGGAAGACCUGAAUCUUGCUAUCAUUGAAAGAAUGAGUUAGAUUGAGAGAGAGCAGUAUAUUCAAUUGUUGAGACCUAUGAUCGACCGGACCCUUCGCGGUCACCGUCCUGUUUUUACCCACGGUGACCUUCAA
Messenger RNA from Aspergillus welwitschiae, 756 nucleotides. RefSeq lists its product as uncharacterized. NCBI's taxonomy places the organism in Eukaryota, Fungi, Ascomycota, Eurotiomycetes, Eurotiales, Aspergillaceae. The record is from RefSeq and is a predicted model, not a curated record. The transcript has a single exon. Bases 151 to 663 code for a protein of 170 amino acids.